Messenger RNA from Podospora pseudocomata, 1197 nucleotides. RefSeq lists its product as uncharacterized. The record is from RefSeq and is a predicted model, not a curated record. Gene Ontology annotation, molecular function: catalytic activity. Lineage: Eukaryota; Fungi; Ascomycota; Sordariomycetes; Sordariales; Podosporaceae. Bases 1 to 1197 code for a protein of 398 amino acids. The transcript has 4 exons. Gene Ontology annotation, biological process: nucleoside metabolic process.
AUGGCCCCCUACAAUGUCCGCAUGGUGUUUCCGACUGCGGUAUUAGCGGUGAACAGCACUGGCUUACUCCUGUCCUUUACGGCGGUGGCAUUGAGAUUCUACUCGCAGUCAUUGCGUGGCACCAAGAUGGGACUGUCCGAGUACUCCAUCAUAGCCUCCUGGCUCUUCACCUUCGGCCUAGUCGUCUCCGAGAAUUUCACCGUCACCCACGGCGGUGUCGGCCAGGUCUCUUCAACCGUAACAGCGGAAGAACUCCUGUUCUCCACCAAGCAAUUCAUCACCAUAGGCGUCUGCGGCUCCCUAUCCGUAACCCUCGUCAAAAUCUCCCUUCUUUCUUACUUCCUCACAGUAUUCUCAGCCUACCACUGGUUCGUCAUAUGCGAUUACAUCCUCCUCGCCCUGACAACAGGGUACGGCAUCGCCUUUGUGAUCGUCUCCCUCGCCGGCUGCCGACCCUUUAGCGCAAACUGGGAUAAAGUCUCCAAUCCCGACUAUGUCUGCAUUGAGACGAGCAAUUUCUAUGUAGCGCAGACGGGGGUGGGGGCUAUACUGGAUUGUCUGAUCUUGUUGCUGCCGGGGGGGGUGAUUUUGGGGUUGAGGAGUAUGAGGAGGCGAAGGAAGUGGGGGUUGUGGGGGGUUUUUAGUUUUGGGAUCGUGAUCUGUGGCGUCUCCAUUACGAGGCUGGUUUACAAUAAUAUGGAGGAGUGGAUGGCUACUAACUUUACAGAGUACGCGGGUAUUGCGGCGUUGUUGGGGGCGUUGGAGGCAAAUUUGAGUAUUGUUUGUGCUUGUAUGCCUGCUAUGCCGGCGCUGUAUCAUAAGGUGAGGGGGCGGUGGAAGGGGGGGGAUCGUCAGGAGGUGGGGAAGUUGGGAGGGGAGGAGAGUGAUGGUGGGGUGAAGGGGGAGGGGGUUGAGAGUGAGAAGACGGUUGAUGUUGAGAGGAGGAGGUUGAGGGAGGAGGGGGAUAAGCUUUAUCCGUUGAGUGUUACACAGAAGACGGUGGUGAGUAGGACGGAGGGGGAGAGGGAUGAUGUGGAAGCAGGGGGGAUGGAGUUGUGGGCUGGGCCGGGGGUGGUGGAUUUGGAUAUGUUGGAUUUGCCGAGGAUGAAUAGGGUUGAGAGCGGGAGUGAGGGCGGCCAGGGGCUGCCCGAGUCGCCUUGUUGGGGGGUUAAUCAGGCGAGGAAGUGGAGGCGGUGA